AUGAUUGCCUAUACUGUUGGUUGGGGAUGCGCCCUCGACUGUGAGCUCCAUGCUGCCCGAGCGCUGCCCGACCAAGAAGGUGAGCCUUUGGAGCCAGCCUUGCACGAUGGGAAUCUCUAUCUCCUGGGGAGAUUUGAACAACAUAACGUGGUUAUCACCUCAACUAGCGGCUAUGGUACGAAUUCGGCCACUCAGGCCGUUACAAACCUGAUUCGAUCAUUUCCGAAUAUACGCCUUGGCUUAAUGGUGGGUAUUGGUGGAGCAUAUACCUGGCGAGCCGGAUCCCACUCUGGAUCCCUAAGAAAGCCUGACAGACUCUCCGGGACUGGCCGAACCGGCCGGCCAUCCGCCUACGCCCAAGCGGGGCGCCUGUCUUACAACUUGAAAAUCUGGACCCAUCAGGAUUCACAGAACUGCAACAUACAUGCAGCCCUGACGCUUAGGCUUUUGCCCGCAACACUAAUAAUCAAUUAG
Messenger RNA from Aspergillus caelatus, 474 nucleotides. RefSeq lists its product as uncharacterized. The transcript has a single exon. Bases 1 to 474 code for a protein of 157 amino acids. Lineage: Eukaryota; Fungi; Ascomycota; Eurotiomycetes; Eurotiales; Aspergillaceae. Gene Ontology annotation, molecular function: catalytic activity. Gene Ontology annotation, biological process: nucleoside metabolic process. The record is from RefSeq and is a predicted model, not a curated record.